AUGCUCAUUUGUGGCAGUGGAAGUUUCGAUCAUCAAGUAGAAGAUGACCCUGAAACAUGGAGCCCUUGUUCUACACCGAAGAGAUCUAAAAAGGGCACAAGUUUUUUCAGAAACAAAAGCAAGAACCCUUAUGCAGAUCGUGGCUUGGACAAAUUUUAUGCACUUUUGGCUGAUCUUGAUGAGAAGAGACAGGAGAUUUACACACGAAAUGGCUCAGAAGAUAUUUCCUUUGUUCGGUUUGUGUACUCGAAUUCGAAUGAUGUCAAGCCUAUUGUGGUUAAAGUGAAGGAGAAAAAGCAAGAAAAACCCAAUAUUCCUGAUGUCAAAAUCCAACAGAAUACAUCAGAAGUUCCAUCAGACGAGCUGACAGUUGAAACCUUAAAGAUUCCGACAAGUGCUGAUCAGGUUUUGGAACCUAAUCCAAAGAGAAAGCAUAAGUACUCGGUAUGUAGAAACUUCAAGUGGCAAAAAUUAAGGCAACCCUAUUACUAUAUUCCGAUGAUUAUCAUUUUGAUUCUGAUUCUUCUUGCUGUUUAUGGACGAUCUUUCGCCAUACUUUGCACAUCUAUUGCGUGGUAUCUGACACCUACAAUAAAAGGAGAAGAGAGUUCAAGUUCAAGAAAACCCAAGAGGAAGAAGGAAUAUGAAGAAAAUUGA
Olea europaea var. sylvestris is the source of this 657-nucleotide messenger RNA. RefSeq lists its product as uncharacterized. The transcript has a single exon. The record is from RefSeq and is a predicted model, not a curated record. Bases 1 to 657 code for a protein of 218 amino acids. NCBI's taxonomy places the organism in Eukaryota, Viridiplantae, Streptophyta, Magnoliopsida, Lamiales, Oleaceae.